AUGCAUCCCUCCAAGAACCCCCCUAAUAAAAGUGUUGGGACUGGCCCCCGGCAGAUACGUUUACCCCUGGGUCCUGUGCUAACCACCUAUGUUGCUGUUCAGUUUCCUGGCCUGCAAGAAAGAGAUUGGAAGGCUGGAACCAAAUGCUGUCUCUUCUUCACUUGCCCUGAAGGCUUCAAAUGCUGUGGUAACAGCUGUGGCAAAGAGUAUGAGAUCUCCAAUCCCUUGAGGAUCUUUAGCAUCUUUUUCCUGAUGGUCCUGCUCUUCUUGUCUAUCUGUGGCCUGGCCAAGUACUUCUUUGGAAACUGCAGAAAGUCAGAGCCAGGCCCUCUGACUGAGCUCCAGGGCCCCCCAGCACUGCCCUUCAUCACCCUCACUCAACUCCAGAGCCCACCAGGAAGUUCAUCCUUGAGGCCUCACACCCCUACAGCGAGAUUAUUCAGAUGCUUGUGCUUGGCCUGCCUUCUCCCCCCCACCCACCCACCAAUAGAGCCACCCUCUCCCCACAGUUUCAGACCAGAAGAACAUUCUGGGGUUCACAGAGGCAUUAACAACCCAGCUUUCUGA
Molecule: messenger RNA, 567 nt
Organism: Chrysochloris asiatica (Cape golden mole)
Lineage: Eukaryota; Metazoa; Chordata; Mammalia; Afrosoricida; Chrysochloridae
Product: transmembrane protein 92-like
Exons: 2
Coding region: 1-567 (188 amino acids)
Cellular component (GO): nucleoplasm
Source: RefSeq, a predicted model, not a curated record